Messenger RNA from Phascolarctos cinereus (koala), 1079 nucleotides. The record is from RefSeq and is a predicted model, not a curated record. NCBI's taxonomy places the organism in Eukaryota, Metazoa, Chordata, Mammalia, Diprotodontia, Phascolarctidae.
UUGGAGUGGCUGCUCUUUUACUGCUCCUUCAUGUCUCAUAACCCUUUCCCCAAGAAUUGGGGUCUGGCCCACCAUCAACCCCACAGUUCCUUUGGGGGAGAGUUUGGAAGAUGGAAGGGGAUUCAAAAGCGCAGGAUCUCCAUGUUACCUCUCAGUCAUCGGCUGUUGCACCGAGCACGCCAUCUGAGCCGGGAGCUCUGUCUGCUGCUGAGCCUGGCUGGGCUAGCCAUCGCCGGUCUGCUUUCUCUGUAUAAGUCAUGGAUUCGCUUUUAUGUGCCAGUGGGUAUUCCUGGCAACUUCACCGUCAUUGACAUCUACACCUCUCUCCUUGUUCCCUGCCCAGAAACCGAAUGCACACUGGAGCCUGACCAGCCGCCCUAUUACCUGAAUUACUCCGUCAUCUUCAUACUCAUUGCUAGCCUCGUCAGUUUCCUUCUCUGCCUGGCCCUGGCCUACUCCAUUAUCUUCUUCACAGGCUCAGUGCCCAUCUUUGACCUCUCCACCUCCAUUGCCAGCUUCAUUGCAGGCCUGUUCCUGUUCCUGUGCGCCCUGUUCUACCUGCUUCAGGCCCGGAAUUUCCUGCAGGAGGGAAUGAGCUACACCCUGGAAAUAAACUACUACCUGACAUGGGCGGGCAUCUUCCUCUUCAUGAUGACAGAGGAGGAAGUCAAGACUGAGGGUCACACCGAGACAGGAUUUGAACUCAGCUUUGCACUGACUCUAUGGCCAACACUUUAUGGUUGUCCCCUUACUAACUUGAAAUAAAUCUCCCCUUGUGUUAUGGAAGCAGCCUGAAUUUGGAGGCAGAAGGCCUAGGUUUAAGUCUGAGCUCUGCUGCUUUCUGGAAUCUUGGACAAAACCCAAUGUCUCUCAGUUUCUUCCUCUGUUCAUUGAAGGGCAAGGCUUGCACAAUCUCCAAAGGAGAAGGCUGGAGAGGUGGUCUGGGGCCUGAGGGGAGAGAAAAAACUUAGGGGAAUUGUUGCCAUGUUUCCUGCUCAUUAACCCUUGUGUUAUUUUAAACCACUGUGAGAGGGAAGGAAGGAAGGAAGAAAGGAAGGAGGGAGGAAGAAAAGGAGAGA